Messenger RNA from Paraglomus occultum, 1743 nucleotides. NCBI's taxonomy places the organism in Eukaryota, Fungi, Glomeromycota, Glomeromycetes, Paraglomerales, Paraglomeraceae. The record is from the annotation of a GenBank genome assembly.
AUGAGCUUUCUCUUGGCUUCUGCCUCUCAAGAAGUAAAAGUAUGGGACUUGGUCGCCUCUUCUGCCACAGCUAAACCGACUGGCAAUGCUUCUUUUCCUGAACAAUUAUAUGGCGUUGAGUUAUCUUCGUUUGUUCCUUCCAACCGUGCAGGAGUGAGAUGUGCACGAUGGAGUCACGACAAUCAGCUAUUAGGUGUAGGGCAAAAAGGUUCCGUGUCAAUCCAUGAUCAUAAAGGAACAAUUGUUGAGCAGAUACCUUUACACAUUGAAAAGGGUUCGGAAUAUCCGGAUGUCAAAGCGGUCAGAUUUAACAAUAAAUCAAAGUGCGUAAUGUUUGGAGGGUCAGAUAAAAUCGUUUACGUAUGGGAUCGAACUGAAUCACAGUAUGAUGAGCCUUUGAAGGGCCAUCGGAGUGCAAUAACUAGCAUAGAUCUCAACAUAGACGAGACAUUGGUUGCUAGUGCGAGCGAUAUUGGAAAUAUAAUAAUACAUAGUAGGACUUCUCUGAUUCAGAGUAAUCUAACAGUACUUACUGGUCAGAACACAAAAAGCACGCAACCUAUGAACGUUCUCGAAUACUCACAUUUCAAGCGAGGACUCCUUGCUGCUGGGAGUGAAGACGGAUAUCUUCGAAUAUGGGAUACGAGUGCCUCGACAACAGCGUUACAGACGUUCGAAUCUGCUCAUUUUGGACCGGUCAGGGGAAUUGCCUUCUCGCCAUUUAAUUCGCAAUUAAUGUGUAGUAGUGGAAUGGACAAGCGAAUAGUACUAUAUGACGUGGGGAAAAGAUCAAUUUUGAAGAAUAUACACACAGAGUUUCCGUUGACGGCACUGGCAUUCAAGCCUGACGGAGUUACUAUAGCUGCUGGCACAUUACAAGGAAAGAUAAUAGUAUACGACCUCCGAUCCACUAGCAAAAGCGUCUGCACUUUACUUGGCCAUGAACCACAUCCUGUACAUUCUUUGUGUUUUCAGAUACCAGUGGAAAGGAACAAACCUCUUGAUAGAAAGUCUUCAUCGAGCAGACCCAAAAGUCAUAGUAGAAGUUCAUCCGGAAAGACACAAUUUAACACACCCAAGGCAAAUAGUUCAAUGCAAAGCGCGAAGGAAACAAAGGAUAAGAACUAUAUGGAAAUGUUUUCGCCUGUGAAGGACGGUGACGAUGCCAAAGACACUAAGGAUAUUCGUGCAUCGAUAAUGGGAGCGAUAAAUGGAGUAGUACUUUCACCAACUACGGAAUCUUUAGCAAUCAAGGCUGCCGCCGCAACUGCAGCAACCGUCAGAGCAACCACCGAAACUGCCAACACUACUGCAAUUACAAAAACGACAGACACUGUAAAAACCACCAAGACUGUCAAGUCUAUCAAACCCAUCAAAACUGUCAAAAAUUCUGCUGCGACUAUUGCAGCUACGCCCAAUAUUUCUCCAUCACCCAAACCAGCCGCCAAAGUUUCUUCAGAAGAACAAAAGAAUGACGUGCCCUCAUCGAACACUGCAAGCGGUGUGUCACAGUUUCAGUAUCAGGUACUGGAAAAUGUCAUCUCGGAAUGUCUACAUGAAUUUAGGACGGCAAUAAAAAAUGAUAUUCAGGAUAUGCACUUAGAGUUGCUGAGACAGUUUCAUAUACAAAAGACUGAUAUGGAACUUAUGUUUAUGAAGUAUUGUGGCGACACAGUGGCACUCAAGGAAGAAAUAACUAGACUUCGAGAAGAGAAUGAGCGAUUACGGAUGAGAUUACUAUAA